Paramecium octaurelia is the source of this 986-nucleotide messenger RNA. Lineage: Eukaryota; Ciliophora; Oligohymenophorea; Peniculida; Parameciidae. The record is from the annotation of a GenBank genome assembly.
AUGAGAGAGAAUUUCCAUGUUAAAAUAAGAGCUGAACAAAGAUAGAAAGAGUUUGCAAAAAGGAGGAUUAUCAAAUUAUAAGCCACUCCCCAAUACUUCAGAUAGGCAGUUCUAGAGAAUCCAAUUAGCGAAUUGCUCAAAGAAAUUGAUUAACCUGAUUAUUUGUAGUUCAUCUCUUUUUUAAGUUCAGUUGAAGAUUAUUAAUGCAACAAGUACAUGGCAGAUUAAGGGGUUCUGAUAGUCGCAAUCGAAAAGACUAUCAGCCUUUUGAAGAAUUAUACAUAGAAUUCAACUUAAGAAGCAAGUCUAAAUUAUGUAAUUAUAAAUUUGAGUGAAAUUUUAGUUACUUUCCAUAAUUGGAAAUUUAAUUGAUUUCAUUCAAUUCCCAGAUGAUUAAAUUAGAUUGAUAAUAUAAAGAUCCAUUGAAAUCAGCAAUUAUUCCUUGACAGAAUUUAAACUUACACUAAUUUGGAUGAUCGAUGAAUAUCUCAAGAAGGAAAAAUUGUAAGACGAAUUCUUAUUGUGUGUAACAAAUUUCUUGUUCAACAACAUGAGUAGAAGAGACAUUACAUCUGCAAUUUUUGAUACAAUCUUAAAUUUGCAAUGUAAUCAGCCAGUUUAUUUGUCAAAGGACAAUUUGGAUGAAUUAGUGAAACAUAUCAAAGAUGAUGAUAACUAAACAGUUUAAAAAAGUCUCUUCAUAUUAGUCAAUUAUCUAGAGAUUGCGAAGAAAAUAGAAUUGGAUGAGGAUGUUAUAAUAUUAUUGAAUGAACUUUUUAAAAAUAAGGACUACCUGGCUUUAUUAAGACUUUGUAAUAUAUUGUAUCCAAGAAUAUAACUUGAACCGAAGCUAAUCUUGUAGCGAAUGCAAAUGUGUGCAUUUGGACUCAAAUUACAGGAAUAUUUUACUUUAAUUAAUAAGUUGAUUACAGACAAUAUUGUAUGUCCAUCGGAAUACUUGAAAUCUUUGCAGAACAUAGAAAUGG